Molecule: messenger RNA, 798 nt
Organism: Prorocentrum cordatum
Lineage: Eukaryota; Dinophyceae; Prorocentrales; Prorocentraceae
Source: the annotation of a GenBank genome assembly
AUGGAGGCGAGGGCUCGCAACAGGACGUCGGAAGAGGCGACCACGACCACAUUUGACCGCCAGGACGACGGAGCCCCUGAACGUCGAAUAGACUUCUACUGCGUUGCCCUGGUGAUGGCAGGCAGCUACGAGGUUGCCCUCAUGGAGAACGCGGUGGCGAAGGGUGCCAGCGUCUUUCAGUGCAGCGGCUACGACGUGUUCAGCGGGGAGUCUCUGCAUUUGGGGGUGCACGCCAUCUCCGGCAAGGAGGUUGUCGCGAACGUCGUGGAGGGCCCCCUCGAGGUGGAGAAGGGCGGCGCCUACGGCACCGCCCUGAACUCCGAGGUCUUCGCGCGCGUCUGGAAACUCAUUUUCGAGGACGGCCUGUUCGCGCAGCACGACUGGACGGUCAAGGUGGAUCCCGACUGCGUCUUCCUUGCGAGCCGACUCGAGCACCAUCUGCAGCACGAGCGGCUCCGCGCGGAGGACAGCCUGUACCUGAACAACUGCAAGGACGGGCUUCACGGGCCCCUCGAGGUCGUAUCUAGAGGGGGGAUGCAGGCCUUUGGAGAUGGGCUCGACUCGUGCGUGGAGGAUCUGAGGUUCGAGUGGAGCACGUACGGCGAGGACGUGUUCCUGAGGCACUGCCUCGGCUUGCGUAGCGUGACACGCGUCGACCUCUUCGAGCUGCUGGAUGAGACGUUCGACGGGACACCCCCGUCGUGCGAUUCGCAGGCCGUCGCUUUCCAUCCACUCAAGUCCACGGAAUCGUACAGCGCUUGCCUGGCAACUUCGUCUCCGCUAGAAGAAGCGGCUUAA